CACCCCCGCAACCCUUUUUAAUUUAAAUUCUGGGCAACUAGAAGAAGUACACGAAUAUGUUCCAGACACUCAGCAGUCAGCUAUCUUAGAUAAAUUAAUAAGAAUUGAUAAGAAAAUUGACAUAAUCAUGACUAAGCUCGAUCGCAACACAAUAGAAAUGGUGGCUCUUCGAUCUGAAAUAUCAGUUAUAAAGGCCAAGAUUUGUGGAGAACUCCAAACGCCAAAAGUCGCGAUGCCUAUUGAGUCCUUUAAGACAGUUGUCGAAUUGGACAGUUUUGAGGAGAUGUUGAAGGAUGAAGCAUUCUUCAAAAAGUUGAUUUCUGAACUUAUGAUGUCAGGCGAGAAAGCGUUUGACAAAUGGAUUCGAAGCUCUUGGCGCUCAAUAGUGUCCGACGACCUCGCACGGCUGUACUCUUGGCGUGGAACCGAGGCCAAGAAAUGUAUAAGGGGGUUGCGCGUUACUCUAGCAAUCCGUUCGGGAUUUAAAGAAAAAUUUUCCCUGGAAGACGCGGACUUCGACCGGAUAACCCAGAAGUUUUUCCAGUACGCCCAGGACAGGAUAUCCAAAAGUCAGAAGCAGAAAGUAAACGUUUAA
Messenger RNA from Drosophila takahashii, 595 nucleotides. RefSeq lists its product as uncharacterized. NCBI's taxonomy places the organism in Eukaryota, Metazoa, Arthropoda, Insecta, Diptera, Drosophilidae. The record is from RefSeq and is a predicted model, not a curated record.